GGCAGUCCCAAGAGGCUAUAUGUUUGUACGUAUGAAGGAUGUGACAAGGCCUUCGGUCGAGGCGGGCAUCUGACGAGACAUAUCGACUGUGUGCAUUUGGAAUGCAGACCUUUUGAAUGUCCACACGAAGGCUGCACGAGCACUUUCAGCAGGAAAGACAACAUGAACCAGCAUAUGGGAGUCUCCCAUCGUCUGCCGCCUCCAGCGAUGGAGAUGUCGAAUGGGCCAUCACCAUCCAAAUUCUAG
Guyanagaster necrorhizus is the source of this 246-nucleotide messenger RNA. RefSeq lists its product as uncharacterized. Gene Ontology annotation, biological process: regulation of transcription by RNA polymerase II. The record is from RefSeq and is a predicted model, not a curated record. NCBI's taxonomy places the organism in Eukaryota, Fungi, Basidiomycota, Agaricomycetes, Agaricales, Physalacriaceae. The transcript is spliced from 2 exons. The annotation marks the transcript as partial. Gene Ontology annotation, molecular function: RNA polymerase II cis-regulatory region sequence-specific DNA binding; DNA-binding transcription factor activity, RNA polymerase II-specific. Gene Ontology annotation, cellular component: transcription regulator complex; chromatin; PcG protein complex.